Molecule: messenger RNA, 4382 nt
Organism: Drosophila albomicans
Lineage: Eukaryota; Metazoa; Arthropoda; Insecta; Diptera; Drosophilidae
Product: tetratricopeptide repeat protein 21B-like
Exons: 8
Coding region: 1858-3858 (666 amino acids)
Biological process (GO): protein localization to cilium; intraciliary retrograde transport
Cellular component (GO): intraciliary transport particle A
Molecular function (GO): protein binding
Source: RefSeq, a predicted model, not a curated record
AUCCGAGUUUCGACUAUUUAACGGAAUUGCACUAGCAAUUGGUAAUCGAAUGCAAGAAUGCAUUCGAGAAUUAAACCCUUUGAAAAAUGAAGCGGAAUUGGGAUUGGCUGCCACAGUGGCACUAAUACACGCUCAUAAAAAUUGUCACGUAAUAGAUCGAGACGCACUACAGGUACUAGAAACUCGAAUUGGCGACAGAGUUAGUCUGAAAAACUCAAGUAAUGCUCAAUCAUACUACUAUGCAGCUGUUUUUUAUUACUUGAUUGAUGAUUUGAAGACUGCUAUGGAACAUAUCGAAAUUGUUAUGAAAAUGAAAGACAAUACUUACGAUGACGCAUUGAUAUUGAGAAUAUGGUGUCAGCUUUCUUUAAGUUUCGACCAGUCGGCAGCUAAUAGCAAAAUCCAAAACACGCUGGAAAUGUGUAUUGCUCGAAGCAAUGGAAAAAAUAUUGAUGCAUCCUUAGCACUUGUUCGAUAUUAUCAAAACACUCGCAAGUUUAAGGAAGCACUUUCAGUCAUUGAGAAGCUAAGCAUUCGAUUGCCUGAGAUAAAUAUUCUACUUAUUGAGAAAAUGAAUUUGCAUUUAGCAGCCCUGGACUGGGACCAAUCGAUGGAUACUUCAAUGCGCGUCAUUAAUUUAGAGCCUUAUAAUAUUGCUGCUUUACUUACUAAAGGCGUACUGCACAUAAUUCGCGAGAGUAAUAUCAAAGCAGGGGCAACAUCACUGCAGCAACUCCUCGCAUCUGUGGAUCGCAACGAGCCUGGAAAUCACACACUACUUCUGGAAAUAUGCCAACUAUUCUCAAGAAUUUGUUCGCGAAACUUUGAUGUGCUUCAAAUAACUCACUUAUGUGUGGAAAAAAUGAAUCAACAGAAUCCUGCCGAUGUAUUCAUUUUAACUGAAUUAGGAUACCAGGAGUUGCUUUUAAACAAAAUUGUUAAUGCAGAAUUGACAUUCCGCUCGGCUUGCGAUGUUAAUAGUAGAAACUUUGAAGCAUUUUGUGGUCUAACUUUGUGCAAACUGAAGGCACAAAUGAAUGCGGAAAACAGGCAGCAGAUACGUCAGCAAUUGGCAUUUCUUAUGAAGCUCGCCGAAUACAAACCUAACCCUUUGGUUCUGUAUAUGUCUGCUUUACUGGCUGAAACUGAUAAUAUUAAAGAGCAACAAUUGUCACCAGUGCAAAUACUCGAGGAAGCUAUAGAAUUACAUUUCCGAAAACUUGAAUCGUUUUCGUUUGGUAUUGAUUACAUCCGCCACAUGAAUCCGGAAUUUAUGCUAGACUUAUGCAAGACGUUCAUUGGACAGACGCCCCCUCUCUUGCAGAAAGCCUACUUUGAGAUCAACCUAAGUAUGGGGCAGCAGUCAAUGCACAUUACGAUUAAAAACACUCUGAACAUACUGGAAAGCAUACUUCAAAUUUGCCCUGGACACCAAGGAGCGAUGUUUAUGCGUGGAAAUAUUUACUUCAUAUGCGGCGAGUAUUCGAAAGCCGUGUCACAGCUGCGAAGUGUACUUAACGUCGUUGGAGAGAAAUAUACUGAUGCUUAUUUGCUUCUAGCUCAGAUACUAGUAGAGAAAAAACAAUAUACUAAAGCGUUCGAAUAUUUAGAGCUUGCGUUGGUUCAUAAAUUUACAGUGCGCGACAUGCCUAUGUAUCAUCUACUUAAAGGCAUAAUAUAUAAAAAUCAAAAUAAUAUUUUGGAAGCACAUCAGAGCUUUCUGUUAGCGAUGCAGUUAGCUGGUGGCGGGGUAAAAACGGAAAUUCAACCUCUAGAUUAUAGCCUUGAUAAAAGGGCAUUUACGAAAGUGAGCGCAUUUUACAAACUGCACUUGAAGAAUUUAAAGGAUCUGUUGAAAUGGGUCGAUUGGUUAUUGCCCAUUCGAAACUUAAGAUUGAGAAAAGUGAUAUAUCAACGGCAAUAGAUCUGCUUUCCUCAAUUAAGCCAGAUCAAACAUAUUACGUACAGGCUCGGAUACAAUUGGCUAAUAUUUACCUGCAGCAUCAAAAGAAUCGCUGUGGUUUCGCAAAGUGUUUUAAAGACUUAGUCGAAAUUCGUCCUGAACCCCAAAACUUCUUGAUGCUAGGGGAGGCGUGCCUAUCUAUUCAAGAGACUACCACGGCUAUUUGUGCGUACCGAAAUGCAUAUAAGAUGAGUCCAUCAAAUGCUGUAUUGGCUAGAGAAUUAGGUCGAGCAUAUGUUAAAAGUCAUCAUUAUGCUAAAGCUUUAAAAUAUUACCACGAAGUAAUACAAAACCCCGAUUGCUCUGCAUUAAAAUUAGACUUAGCCGAAUUGUUUUUAAAAUUGAAGCACUAUCAAAACUCAGUUAAUAUAUUAUCGGAGACAGAUGGCCAUAAAAUAAAUGAUGACAGCUUGACAGAGCUCCAACUAAGAACCAAGAGACUUUUAUUACUGGCUCGUGUCCAUGAGAAGUCUGGAAAUGUUUCCGAGUCUUUGAAAGCAUUAGAUCGAGCUCGCGAUAACCAAGUUAUAAUUCAAAAGCGUUGCGCUAUUGAUCAGUCUGAGAGUUUACAUGAGCAACACAAAAUAUUGUCGAAAAUAUGCUUACUUGUGGCGCAGCAAGCAAUUCUUAUAAAAAACAACGAAUUGGCUUUGACCAAUUUUAAGGAGUGCAUUAAGUACACACCAAACGAUAUUGACAUAUUAGUAUCUCUUGCAAAACUUCAAAUGAAACUCAAGGAAAUGAACUUAUGUCAAAAUACUUGCAUGCAGAUCCUGCAAAUUAAUGCUAAUAAUGAAUCUGCAUCAUUACUAAUGGCGGACUUAUCAUUUCGAAAGAUGGAAUUCGAGAAUGCUGCGUAUCAUUUCUCUCAACUAUUGAUAUUGCAACCGUGUAACUGGACAGCAUUAACGCGACUUAUAGAGGUUAUGCGGCGUUUUGGCACUUUGCUGGAAAGUUUGCCGUUCUUACAGCGAGCAGCACAAGCUUCUGAGCAGUACAAAAACUCAUUGGAACUUAACUAUUGUAACGGGUUAUUUGAAUGGUAUAAUGGCAGCCUUAACAGUGCGUUGCGCUAUUUUAAUUUAUCGCGUAGGGAUCCUGUUUGGGGUUUGCAAUCUAAACUAAAUAUGAUCGAUAUAUGCCUUAAUCCUGAUGGCGAAACACCGAAUUCAAAUGAUAUUUUUGAAGCUGGUGACAGCGGAGAGUUUAAUGAAUCUCGGUUAAUUGCUCUGCGCACCGCAGAGCGUUUAAUUAAGGAAAUGGAUCCUAAACCUGGAGAAAAUUUUGAAAAUGCUAUAACUUAUCGUGUUCUUUGGAAUUUUCUUCAAAUAGCUUCCAAGCAAAAAUUCCAAAUUGAAACAGCCUUGAAAGAUCUUACAGAACUUAGUCAGACGGACGGCAAUCCGUUAAUGGUAAUAGUUGUUUAUGGCAUAGCGUUGGCUUUAGUUCAAUUAAAACAAAUUCAACGAGCAAAAAAUCACCUAAAACGCAUAGCUCGCUUAAGUUGGAGCUAUGAAGACGCCGAAUAUUUGGAGCGAAGCUGGUUGCUGUUAGCUGACAUCUAUAUUCAUGCCAAUAAGUUGGAAGUUGCGGAAUCACUCGUGGACCGAGUCCUAGAAUAUAAUAAAUCCUGCACAAAAGCUUACGAAUUGGCGGGAUAUAUUGCAGAAAAAAAUCAAUCAUAUAAUAACGCAAUCAAGUAUUAUGAAAAUGCCUGGAAAAGUUGUGGGCGCUCCAAGCCACAUAUCGGCUAUAAAUUAGCUUUGAGCAAUAUGAAAAAGAAAGAAUAUACAAAUGCAGUUAAUAUAUGUCAGCAAGUUUUAAAAAUUUACCCAGACUAUACAAUAAUUCGCAAAGAUAUUCUUGAAAAAUGUCGAAACAAUGUAAGAUCUUAAAUUAAUAUUUAUUAUUAUUUUUUUUUAACUUUGGAACACGUGACAUCGAUCAAGUUGUCCGAUUAAGCUCACGCAUUAUUAAAAUUGUUCAUCGGUCAAAUCAUUGAGUUGAUAUACAAUAUAAGUAAUUAUUUUUAACGUAUUUAGUAAUAUAGUAUUUAGUAAUAUACAGCUAGUCAGCACCUUGACAUCGUGGGGACAAUGGCCCCAAUAUGGUCGCACCAGCAAAUAACAACUAUCAAUUGUGCUGCGUCAGCAUAAAUUAAGUCACCAGGUCUCUGGGAACAGCGAUCACCACCUUACAAAAGACGAAUUAUCUUAGGACUUAAAUUCAAGCACCCAAAACCCUUAACGACAUCCGUUGCGUCAGCAGAGGUUUUUUAAUUAUAAAUUAAAAUUUCCUAAGUUAGUUCUAAUUAGAUUCGAUAAAAAACAGACGUCUUUUUUUUAUAAAAAAAUUCUUUGUUUUUGGUAGGCAUAAAAACUUUGUAUCUUUACUGUUUGCACUGAUUAUAAAUUAAAUG